GAAUGUACCAUUGAGGUUUGGCCAAGUUAAACCCUAAUAUUUUCAUAUACAUGAAAAGGAACUAAGAAGUAUGGAAGAUAGGCCCAAGCUGCUGAUACUAUACGCUACUCAAACCGGUAAUGCGUUGGACGCGGCGGAGCGUGUGGGCCGAGAAGCCGAGCGCCGGGGAUGCCCCGUCAAGCUUCUUUCUAUGGACGAAUACGACGUCGAGGGGGGCGCAUGGGAGAGGGGGAUGAUUGGAUAGAUGAGAUUGUAGCGUUCUUGUUUGGAAAUAAAGAGAAGAAGUGGAUGGAAAUGAAAUGCAGUGAAAGUGUGUUGCAACGCAUUGGUGGAGGCCAGGGAGAUACACCAGAUCCCAUGAAGGUCUUUUGGAGGUUUCUUCUGCAGAGAAAUUUAAGUAAGCAUUGGUUGGAAGGUGUACACUAUGCUGUGUUUGGCUUGGGAGAUUCUGGUUACCAGAAAUAUAAUUUUGCUGCUAAGAAGCUUGACAAAAGACUGGCAGAUCUUGGGGCAGUGCCCAUUGUUGAAAAAGGUUUGGGAGAUGAUCAGCACCCUUCAGGGUAUGAGGCUGCACUGGAUCCAUGGAUGUCAUCUCUAUGGAGUAUCUUGAACAAAAUCAAUCCUAAAUUCUUCCCACAAGGUCCAUAUUUGGCAAUUUCAGAUAUGAAAUUGAUUGAUCAACCAAAAGUUCAGAUCACGUAUCAUGGUGAUGACAAUGUGGAUUCGCAAUUUCCAACAAACCCAGAUUUAAAAUGGAUUGAGAUGCAAAUUGGGUGGGCUCGCUCAAUGUCUCCUGGAAAAUUUACUCAUGACAAGACUAGGCCUGGCUGCUUUCUGAAAAUGAUUAAAAAUCAACCGUUGACUAGAGCAGGAUGUGGCAAGGAUGUGCGCCACUUUGAGUUUGAAUUUGUUUCUUCUGCCAUUGAAUAUGUGGUUGGUGACAUCCUCGAGGUUCUCCCCGGUCAGAAUUCUGCUGCAGUGGAUGCUUUCAUACAGCGUUGUAGUUUGGACCCCGAUGCUUUGAUUACUGUUCAUCCUAGAGAGAAGGACAAUCACUUUCUUCGUACUUGUACAAGUGCCAAGGUCCCGAUAAAAUUAAAAACUUUCGUGGAAUUGACAAUGGAUGUUGCAUCAGCUUCUCCUCGUCGUUAUUUUUUUGAGGUCAUGAGUUAUUUUGCAACAGCUCCUCAUGAAAAGGAAAGACUUCAAUAUUUUGCUUCACCUGAAGGAAGAGAUGAUCUGUACCAAUACAACCAGAAGGAACGAAGAACUGUUCUUGAGGUAUUAGAGGACUUCCCAUCUGUGGAAAUUUCAUUUGAAUGGCUAGUGCAGUUGGUUCCUCCAUUAAAAACCAGAGCUUUCUCCAUAUCUUCGUCCCCUUCAGCUCACCCCAAUCAAGUGCACUUAACCGUCGAUGUAGUGUCAUGGACAACACCUUUUAAAAGAAAGCGAAGUGGUCUGUGCUCAAUGUGGCUAGCCAAACUUGAUCCUGAACAAAGCAUUUAUGUUCCUGCAUGGUUUCAGAAAGGUACCCUUCAUCCGCCGCCACCAUCACUUCCCCUCAUUCUUAUUGGACCUGGAACUGGUUGUGCACCUUUCCGUGGAUUUGUGGAGGAGAGAGCCAUACAAAGUGAAUCCAAUGCAACCGCUCCAGUUAUUUUCUUCUUUGGUUGCCGAAACGAGGAGAAUGACUUCCUAUACCGAGACUUUUGGUUGUCGCAUGCACAAGAUGGUGGGGUACUUUCAGAAGCUAAGGGUGGAGGUUUUUUCGUUGCUUUCUCAAGGGAUCAGCCGCAGAAGGUUUAUGUGCAGCAUAAGAUGCGGGAAAAUAGUCAGACAAUAUGGAAAUUGCUGAGCAAGGGAGCUGCUGUCUAUGUUGCAGGUUCAUCCACCAAAAUGCCUUCUGACGUGUUGUCUGCCUUUGAGGAUAUUGUAUCCAUGGAAGGUGGGCUUCCAAAGGAAUCUGCUGUGAGGUGGCUUAGGGCACUGGAAAAGGCUGGCAGCUACCAUGUUGAAGCUUGGUCUUGAGCCUGCUUUAUUCUAUAUGUUAUGGAAAAGUGAAAACACCUGUUUUGCAAUGGAUUAUCAUGGAUUGAAGUUCAGUGAAAUUUCUAACCGAUGUCGUUUGACCAAGUACACAACCAGAAGCGAUUUGGGUAGAGGAGAUUGGUCCUCGAGAAAGCAUCUGUAAUAGUUGUAGAAUAUUGUACGAUAAGCUUAUAGAUAAUUUCUGAACGUUUGAAUCAUGUUUUACUUUUAACCAAGGUUCUAAUUGUCAGUUAAAAACAGACAAGUUGGAAGAUUAUUUUAUUGCUGUCCAUGGUUCUCAGCGUA
Carya illinoinensis is the source of this 2334-nucleotide messenger RNA. Its product is annotated as NADPH-dependent diflavin oxidoreductase 1. The coding region runs from base 169 to 2028 and encodes 619 amino acids. The record is from RefSeq and is a predicted model, not a curated record. The transcript has 13 exons. NCBI's taxonomy places the organism in Eukaryota, Viridiplantae, Streptophyta, Magnoliopsida, Fagales, Juglandaceae. Gene Ontology annotation, molecular function: NADPH-hemoprotein reductase activity; FMN binding; flavin adenine dinucleotide binding. Gene Ontology annotation, cellular component: cytosol.